AAAAGUAAUUACACACAAAAAAAUUAAUUAAAAACCUAGAGUGUUUACUGGCCAUUACCAAACGGACAGCGUCGUUGUCGUAAACCUUUUGCCUCUUACAACAAUUCUCAUUAGAAAUUUCGAUUGUGCAAGUCCAAUAGCAGCAGCAACAACAACAACAACUACAGCACAGCAACAACAAUCAUCAUCAUAAGAAAGAAGUAAAAAGUCACUGAGUGGAGACAGAGAGUGCGAACGAGCAAGCGAGAAAGAGAGUGAGUGAGUGUGUGCGAGCUAAAGUGCGAGACAGAGAAAGAUACAGAGAAAGACAAUCAUCAGCGUUGUCGUCGCCGUCGUUGCCGUCGCCGUCGUCGUCGUUCCGUUUUGUGGUUUAGCAGCAGCGUCAAAGUCAGCACAGCACAAAUAUGUCUAGCGAUUCAAGUCGACGCAUUCAGGUGCCAGACGAACUGAAGGAGGUGCUACUGCAGUUCUCCAUUGCAUAUCUGGUCGAACAGCCGGUGGAUCUGAUUGACUUUGCAGCCGAAUACUUUAACAAACUGCAGGCACAUCGCCCCAACACAACAACAAGCGACUUAAACGAUGAUAAUCAGAGCAUCAAUUCACAGGAAGGCGACGCGGAACCACCAAUAGUACAAAGCUCACGUCGCAAAUCAGUUUUCGCAGAAGCAUACGAUCCGGAGGCGGACGAUGAUGAUGAGGGCGCCACCGCCGUAUUCCCCAAGACAGAUGAACAGCGGGCACGUCUCAUCGAGUCUGUGAAGAAUGUGCUGCUCUUCCGUUCGCUAGAAAAGGAACAGAUGAACCAAGUGCUGGAUGCGAUGUUUGAACGCAAGGUGCAGCCGGGCGAUUUCAUCAUACGCCAGGGCGAUGAUGGCGAUAACUUUUAUGUUAUUGAAUCUGGCGUCUACAAAGUCUACAUUAAUGACAAACACAUUAGCACCUACAAUCAUACCGGAUUAUUUGGUGAAUUAGCGCUGCUUUACAAUAUGCCCAGAGCGGCCACCGUGCAAGCAGAAACAAAUGGCCUCCUCUGGGCCAUGGAUCGUCAGACAUUCCGACGUAUCUUGCUCAAGUCGGCAUUCAAGAAGCGAAAAAUGUACGAGGAGCUGCUGAACAGCGUGCCGAUGCUAAAGGCGCUGCAGAACUACGAACGCAUGAAUCUGGCCGAUGCUUUGGUUUCCAAGACCUACGAGAAUGGUGAUCGUAUCAUUAAGCAGGGCGAUGCCGCCGAUGGCAUGUACUUUAUUGAGGAGGGCACCGUGUCGGUGCGCAUGGAUCAGGACGAUUCGGAAAUUGAGAUUUCCAAGCUGGGCAAGGGCCAAUACUUUGGCGAACUGGCGCUGGUGACACAUCGGCCACGUGCCGCAUCCGUUUACGCUACGGGCGGCGUUGUUAAGCUCGCAUUCCUCGAUGUGAGAGCAUUUGAGCGUCUGCUUGGACCCUGCAUGGACAUUAUGAAGCGCAACAUUGACGAUUAUGAAUCGCAGCUGGUGAAGAUAUUUGGCAGCAAAAAUAAUAUCACCGAUACACGAUAAAAAGUCUGAACAACAACCACAACAACAACAACAACAACAGCAGCAGCAGCUACAACAACAACAACAACCACUACCAGGCUAAUGGGUUAUUAGGACUCUACACAUUUAAACGAAGGCAGCAAAAAACAACAACAACAACAGAAAUAUAACAGAAAACAGAAAUAAAAACAACAUCAACAAAAAGCACAGCAAAUACCAAUGCAAGCGCAAGCCAAACACAAACACACACACACACAAGCACACACGAAUUCUUGAUUCUUGAUAUGUUUUAAGCUGAGGCUGGAUAAUGAAAUUCAAAAACAAUGAUAACGAUAAUAUGAUAAAACGAUAAUGAUAAUGAAAAGUUGAUGCUACACAUAAAGAAAAAAACAACAACAACAAAAAAACAAAGAAAAAACAAAACUAAAGAAAAAAGAAAAGAAAUAUUGUAUUGUAUGUAUUAGCAAUUGUAAUUUAAUGUAUUUAAUUGAAACAAAAUGAGAAAAACUCACAAGAGAAAACCAAUUGGGCGAAUCAAGAAAGAAGGAAUUAAAGAAAUGUAAUUUUUUUCGUGUGUCAUUCGCUCAAAUGAAAUGUUAAGUGCAUAGUUAAUAGUCUUGUUUUUUCAUACUUUUAUUAUGAUUAUUAUUAAUAUAUUAUAAUACUAAUUUGUUAUCAAUUGAUUUACGCAUAAUUUAGCACAAUAUAGAAGCAAAAACUAUACAAAAAAUAAAAAAUAAAACUCGUUUGGCUUAAUGAAAUAAGUUUAAUAAUCGAAACAACAACAAGAAGAACAAGAAACCACGUUUAUUGUUUAAAUAAAUAUAAUAAAAGAAAGAUAUCAAAUAGUCGCAAAUGAACACACAUCAAACAAAGAGUUUAUAUCUACAAAUGCAAAACAACCAAUACAAAUACUUAUAUAAAGUAACAAACUACACAUAUGCAUAAAACAAAUCUAAUUUAUUUAUAAAAUAAAGUAAAAAACCAAUCAUUGUACUAGUCUAUAUGUAAAAUUGCUGCUUGCAGUGUUUACGAAAAAAAACAAAACAAAAACAACAAAAGUAAAAAAAAAGCAUAAAAAAGAAGGAAACAUAAAAAAGCUGAUGAAAUGUUUCAGCUAAUACAUUAAUUCAAAAUAAAUACUUUGAAAUUGUUUAAUGAAAAAUUAUAUAUAUGAGACACGCUAAUGAAAUGUUAUGGCCCCUUUACCCGUCAAAUAUUAAGAGAUACUUUUUGUUUUUGGGUUUCCAGCGAGCCAAAAACUAGCUCUUUCAACAUUUUCAACAGAUCUAUUUAACAAACAUACAAUUUUCCACCUUCCAAGAAUUUUUAAGCUCACCCAGCACAAAAUGAUCGAUCUCAAUAUACGCGAAAUUUUAUUAUUAAUAACAUUUUACUCAAAUCAUUUUUUCGAAAAAAGUUUCAAUUUCCAUUUCAAUUGGCUCUACAAAAGAGAAGGCUAAAGGCACAAUCAAUAUAUAUGUUGCAUGGGAUCAACUUAGAAAAUCUUUGAAUAUGAAUAUGAAAUAUCUAGCGCAAGCAUACAUAUAAUCAGAUCUGCUCAGUUAUUAUAUGGUAUUUGGUAUUAUGGUUUAUAAAUGAUAGGACUCAAUAUAGCGAGUCCUUCUCUAUAGUAGUUAGAGAGCAAAAGCAAAAGCAAAAGCAAUAUCAAAGGCCUAGAUGUGUACUUAGUAGAGUUUUGUUUGCAAUUUCAAGAACUAACAUACAACAAAUAGAUACUAUUUAUGCGUUUUACCUAAACUGAACCUAUCCCUACCCUCUCCCAUCCCCGCACUCCUCUACCCAUUGUACUCUAUACUCUAGCACAUAAAUACAUAUUACAUAGAGAAAGGGAGAGAGAAGCAUGUAAAUGUAUCUGUAUUUAUAUACUUAUAACUGAAAUGAGCUUAAAUAUGGUAAACCCAAACUCCAGUACUUUAUAAACGUUACUUUAUUGUUUGUAAAAUGCGUAACUAAAACAAAUCUUAGACACUUAAUCAAGAACAUAAUAUUACAACAACAAAUAAUAAGAAAUAAUAAUACAAAACAAAAACAUAUACUUUCGAGUAUAUAGCUAUGUAAAAGCAUAAAAACAAUUUAACUGGCAUACCAACAGUCGACAGGUGUUCACAAAACUACUUAUAAUAAUAAUAAUAAUAAUAAUGAAAACAUUUACAUAUAUCAUAAUUUAAUAAAAAACAAACAAACUUGUUACAGAAACAAAACAAAACAAAAACGAAAGGAAACAAAAUAAAAGAAAAGAGAAAUUAGUAAAAUAUGAAAUCAAGCAAAAUAUGAUUAAUCCUAAAACUACAACUAAUUGGUGUCUAGUCUAUGUUCAAGACUUUAAAAGCAACAAAAUUCUUGAAAACAAAAACCAGGCGUACAUUAACAAAAAAAGUAUCAAGCAAAACAUAAAUUAAAUACGAUAGAAAUUAUGAAGCGAAACUAAUUAUAUAAGAAAGCUGAAAGUGCUGGCCAUUUUCUUCCAACAAAACAACACAACACGCAUACACACACGCACAUACCAACAGCUACACAUACACGAUCGCACACUUAACACACAAAAAAACCAAACACUGACUAAACCUAAAUCCAACAACAAGCAAAGCUCAAUGAAAACGUUGAAAAAUAAGCGAAACAUGAAACAUUUUGAAAUAAAAACGCGCUAUAAAUAACAAUUGAAACUAUUUGUAUUUUAACUGUUGUGUUGUAAUUUAUGCAUAAAGCAUAUUUAAUUAUGUAUGUGUAACAAAACAAAAGAAAACAACAAAAAAAACAAAGCAAAAAACAUGUAUGUAUUUAAUGAGAAUAUUUAAAGUGUAGACACUGCUAAAGAAAAAGAAAAAAGCCGAAAGAAAAUAUUUCAUUGGAAACUUGCAAUAGGCGUUAAUAAAUUUAAGGAAAACAAAUUAUAUUCAAUUGAAAACGCCGCAGAAGCUGCUGAUAAUACUAAAACAAAAAUCAACUUACAAUUUAUUUGCUUUUCAUUUACCAAUGCCAAAAUAUAUAUUUAUUUGAAUUUGUCAUUUAAGCGCAGCAGACAUUGGCAUGGAUAUCUUAAAUAGCAAAACUAACUAUAUAAGUUAUAGGAUCAAAACCCCGGGUAAUGUGUCGCAAUCAGUGCAGAGGCAAACAUGACGAAUGAAUACAAGUUUAAUAAAAGCGAUUAAAACACAAAUAACGAAAACGUCUUCUUAUUUCCAACUGAGAAAUGGGGUAAACAUCUAAGCGUAGCAUCUUUUUUAUUUUAAGAAUUGCUAAAUGGAAACCCUCCCAUUUUUCGAAGCCAUUUUAUACCGACUUUAUAAUUUUUAUUCACUUAAAAACGUAGUUCCAAAUACACUUAUAAUUUUACGGUGUUUAUUAUAUGUUUAUGUAUUUAUCUUUAUGUAUGUGUGUAUGUGUAUUGUUUAUUAUCGUUAUAUAAUGUAUAAAGAACUCCGAUUUCAAUCGAUCAGUUUCAAUCGAUAAUGCACGAAUGAUAAGUGAUUCUAAUUCUUGUUCUUUUUCUUUUCUACCACAUUUUUUUGGGUGUACCAAUUACAAAUUACGUUCUGAUCCAUUAAUUUGGUAUCAAAACUUUUUGAAACUUAUUUACGUUAUUGAUAUAAGCUGCUGAUGUUGGAUGUUAUAGCUGGAGGUGGAUGUUACCCAUGGAUGCCGUAUUUUUUCCUCCAGACUGCAAUUGUGUGAUUUAAAAUUGUUGUUUUGCUUUGUUGGUUUGUUUUUAGGAGGAAAAAUUCAUUUAAAAAAUUGUUGUCUUGUGUAAAACUAGAAAUCUAACUGUAAAGAUCAUCAUCGCCAUUGUCGCCUGGCGAGUUAGCUGGCAUAUUGGUGCCAGACCCUGAGGUGUUGCCGGAGUUACCGGGGAAUCUGGAAGCAAUUCAAUGAAAUCCCAGUUAACAAUCAAUUGAUAAGAAGGUAAAAUGCUUCUCGAAACUCACCUGAAGUUCUGUCCAAAGCCACGUGACUGCUGCAAAGUCUGAGCAAACAUUUCGUAUUUGCGAAUGUCAUUGUCCGAAACGGAACGGCGAGCAAACUUCAUGGCCUCCUCGAAGUGUGCACGUGUAAUCUCCGGCACUGGAUCAUCCUCAUCCAUCUGUGAUAUAAAAACAACAUAGUAAUACCGAAGACAAUUUGAUAUAUGGUGCAAACUUUAAUACUUACGUCCAUGGCGGAGUUCUGGUUCUCGGCACGAUCCUUUUCGCGACGAAUCUCGGCCUCGAUGGCCUGGCGAAUAGCCAGUUUGCAGGCACGUUGACAGAUCUCAGUCAAAUCGGCGCCAGAGAAGCCCUGCGUAACCUUGGCAAUGUAUGUUAGAUCAACCUCCUUAGCGAGUGGCGAUUUUCGGAGAUUGGCUUUCAGAAUAGCCUCACGCGACUUGUCGUCGGGCAAUGGAAUAUAGAUCAACUGAUCUAAACGACCAGGACGCAAGAUGGCCGGAUCAAUGAUGUCGGGUCUGUUGGUUGCGCCAAUGAUAAACACAUUCUUCUUGGCACCCAUGCCGUCCAUUUCGGUCAAAAUCUGAUUGAUGACACGAUCGGCAGCGCCACCAGCAUCACCCACAUUGCCGCCACGAGCCUUGGCAAUGGAAUCCAACUCAUCGAAGAAGAGCACACAUGGAGCAGCCGAGCGU
Drosophila nasuta is the source of this 6153-nucleotide messenger RNA. RefSeq names its product cAMP-dependent protein kinase type II regulatory subunit (gene Pka-R2). The record is from RefSeq and is a predicted model, not a curated record. Lineage: Eukaryota; Metazoa; Arthropoda; Insecta; Diptera; Drosophilidae. The transcript is spliced from 10 exons. Gene Ontology annotation, molecular function: cAMP binding; protein kinase A catalytic subunit binding; cAMP-dependent protein kinase inhibitor activity. Gene Ontology annotation, biological process: negative regulation of cAMP-dependent protein kinase activity. Gene Ontology annotation, cellular component: cytosol; cAMP-dependent protein kinase complex. The coding region runs from base 405 to 1535 and encodes 376 amino acids.